CUAAAUCGAAGUACGUAACUUCACCGGGAGUAGUGCAAAUUCCGGACUACAUAUCCCACAUUUCUCGAAUGGGAUCCUCAAGAUUUUGGUCAUGCAGCUCUGCUGGCAGUAUUUACGUUUUGAAAUCCUUCUGUUCAUUAAAUGAAUUGCGGUAAAACAAUUUAAGCUAUUGCUCAAUGGAGAUUACUCGAGCUAGACCGUCGCUGUUUGGAGAUAUUGCUCAUGGUCUUGGGUUCUGGACUGAGCGGUCUGCAGUGCAUGAGGCAGCUGCAGAGGGCAGAGUGCUCCAGCUCCAGCAGUUGAUCCAAGCUGGAGCUGCAGUCAACAUUGUGGCUGUGGACUCUAUCACUCCCCUCCAUGAGGCCUGCAUACAGGGCCAGACCCAGUGUGUCCGAUUGUUGCUGGAUGCUGGUGCCAAGGUGGAUGCACGUAACAUAGACGGCAGCACCCCACUCUGUGAUGCCUGUGCAGCUGGCAGCCUGGAGUGUAUAAAACUGCUGUUGGAACAUGGGGCCACAGUCAACCCUCCACUGUUCACCUUCUCACCGCUUCAUGAGGCCUGCAUGGGAGGCAAUUCAGAUUGUGUUCAGCUUAUGAUUGAUGAGGGGGCACACAUGGAGGCUCAUGACUGCCACUUCGGAACACCACUACACGUUGCAUGUGCCAGGCAAGACUAUGAUAGCACCAAGGUGCUUCUCAAUGCAGGUGCAAAUGUGAAUGCUGCCAAGCGACAUGAGACUGCACUCCAUCACGCGGCCAAAGUAAAUAACAUUUACUUGAUUGAGCUGCUGGUAGAGUUUGGAGCGCAUGUGUGUUCCAGGGACAACCUUGGCAAAAAGCCCAUCCACUACACCAGUCAAGGGUCUCCCUCCUAUCUCUGCCUUGAGUUCUAUGAGAACACCCCCCUCAGUUUACAGAAAAUGAGCAGGGUGGCUCUCAGAAUGGCUCUGGGCACGAGAGCUCUGGACGUCGUGUCCCAACUGGGGUUGCCUAAUCGGAUGAUUAACUUCCUUUCCUACACACCUCCCACUGUGGAAUACUACUACUUAUAAUACAUCUCCCUUCAUCUUCAUCUCCCCAUGAAGGACGUUAGGUUACAAUGUCCCAACUGCAGCUAAUGGCUAAACAUGGAUACAGUAGAAGCGAGUAGUUGGGAUAUUUUUGAGCACAUUGUCAUGGUCACCUUAAACUAUUGCUCUCAAUUCAGCCAACAACUGUUACACCGGUCAGGUGAUAGGAUGCAAAUGUAUGACAGCAGAUGAUAGAUCUGUAGCCCCCGACAGGGCUAAAUAUUGCUAGACUAAAUAUUGAUACUGCACCAUACUGUAGAAAAAGUUUAGUUUUUUAGUCUAACAAGACGGUUUAUAUUCAUAUUAUGAUGUUGUGAGAAAACCAACUCAUAUUUGGUUUAUUUAGCCUGUUUUGCAGAAAUGUAUAGAAACCUCAAGUCAACCAAGCAAGUUUAAGUUUUGGACUGUAAUUAUUUGUAAAUAUUGAAAGUUAUUUAUUUUGA
Osmerus eperlanus (European smelt) is the source of this 1513-nucleotide messenger RNA. Its product is annotated as ankyrin repeat and SOCS box protein 13-like. The coding region runs from base 177 to 1052 and encodes 291 amino acids. NCBI's taxonomy places the organism in Eukaryota, Metazoa, Chordata, Actinopteri, Osmeriformes, Osmeridae. The record is from RefSeq and is a predicted model, not a curated record. Gene Ontology annotation, molecular function: protein binding. The transcript is spliced from 6 exons. Gene Ontology annotation, biological process: intracellular signal transduction; protein ubiquitination; positive regulation of protein catabolic process.